AUGGCCUCAGACUCGGCAAUGACACCCCACGUAUUCAGAAACGCUCUCGAUGUCUGCAUCAUUGGGGCCGGUCCCGCGGGUCUAUCUGCGGCCCUAUCUCUUGGAAGGGUUCUUCGAAGCGCCGUGGUGUUUGACUCGGGAGACUGGAAGGCGCACAACGUCUCUCGUAUCGGCGGGGCUCAUGACCAGGAUAAUCCAUCUUUGAUCCGCAAUGGGCUGAAGGCAGAGCUGCAACGAAAGUACAAGACCAUCAUGCUUGCCAAGACAGGAGCCAGGACCGUUCGUGAGGCCGGUCCAGUCUUCGAGGUAGAAGAUGAGAACGGACGGUGUUGGAAAAGUAGAAAGGUGAUUUUGGCGACAGGCACUCGUGAUGUGCUGCCAGAUAUCGCAGGAUACAAAGAAUGUUGGGGGAAGGGAAUAUUCAACUGCAUGCAUCGUUCAGGAUUUGAGAAGUUCGGUGCCGUCAACGCAGCUGUUCUUUUCACUUCAAACAGCAGCAUCAAGCUAUCCGAUGCAAUCUCAUGCGGUCAACUUGCACGGCAAUUUUCGACGAACAUAUGCCUGUUGACCAAUGGUACCGGAUCUCUGACCCUAAGCGAUGUGCAAAAAGCCGGCGAGAUCCAUGGUCUCAAAGUGGACGAUCGGAAGAUUCGGAAACUUCAGACCUUGGGCUACAAUAGGGAUGCUUCAAUGAUUGUUGAAUUUGAGGAUGGAACAACGUCGUCGUUUGGCUUUCUUUUCCACAAACCCGAGACGGUCCCCAGCGGUAGUUUCGCAGAGCAACUUGGUUUGGAAACUACGCAAACGGGAGAUAUCCCGAUUUCGGGCUACAUGCAAGAGACAAGUAGAAGAGGCGUGUUUGCGGCUGGCGACUGUGCCACACAGGUGAAGCAGGUGUCUGUCGCUAUGGGUGCUGGUUUCGCUGCUGGAGUUGGAGCAAAUGCGCAGAUACUGAAGGAUGACUUCGAGAAAGAUUGGUGA
Messenger RNA from Colletotrichum siamense, 981 nucleotides. RefSeq names its product Thioredoxin reductase sirT (gene sirT). The record is from RefSeq and is a predicted model, not a curated record. Gene Ontology annotation, molecular function: oxidoreductase activity. The coding region runs from base 1 to 981 and encodes 326 amino acids. The transcript has 2 exons. Lineage: Eukaryota; Fungi; Ascomycota; Sordariomycetes; Glomerellales; Glomerellaceae.